CUUGAUUUGCACUACAUAUUUUUUAGUCAAAGGUUUUGAAUUUUUUUUUGACAUUUAUGACUGAGCUAAGAAGUUGUAGGUCAAGUGUGUAAUGAAACCUCCUCACCGGAGGGGGCAGUAAUGGUCAAAUGUACCAGCUGUGUUGUUUGCCGGAAAUGGAAAGUAGGUCAAGGGAAAAAGAAGGUAGCAAAACGGUGUCAUGAAGUCCUUGUUAUCGUAUUUAUCACCGCGGUUAUUCUUAAUUGUGAACCUGUUGAUACCACAUAACGGUUUCAACAUUAAGUCUUUCUAUCGGGGUAGAUUGUGGUCACAGCGUCACUUUGAAGCGUCUCGGGCCAGCUUAGCUUGCUAGCUGCUAACAAGGAUACGCGGAACUGAUCCGCGCUUUGCUAAGCAGAGCUCAAGUGUGAGUGCAAGUAUUGUGAUUGUGUGAAAAUGUGUAAAGUACAAAUGCUGAGAGCGUUGGUGAAUCAGCGACUAACUGCGGUUGUUGAAGAAAUAUUUGUAGUGUUGGAAAGAACGAUAGCAGAGUACGAGGAGGAACUUUCUCGAACAAAAGAGGAGAAUGAGCGACAACGCCAACUGCUGGACGCUGUUUUCAAGAAACGUCAAAUGGAGUCACACAGCGAAGACAUCAUUGAAGAAGGUAUUCCCCCUGAACAGCAGGAAUGGAGCUCCAGGGUGGAGCAGUACGAGCAACAGAUUAAAGAGGAGGAGGGUCGUCACAGCGCCAUUCAAGAGGGAGAGCAUCUUGAAGGACCGGAGGAGUUCCCAGUGAUUUGUGUCAUUGUGAAGAGUGAAGAUGAUGAAGACAAAGGUGAAAGUGAGGAGAAGAGAGAGGUGGAGCCUCCAAGCAGCAGCUCAACUCAACACAUGACAACAGAAGCUGAUGGAGACCACUGUGGAGGAUCACAAACAGGCAGCAUCUUAGCUCCACUAUCAGAUAGUGACGACACAAUGUCACACUCUCCUGACACUGAUGAUGAAGACUCUAAGGCUGAUAUGACAUGUCACACUGACAACACACGCUUUAAAUGCGCUCAGUGUAACAAAACCUUUGGUGACAAGUCAACUUUGACAAGACACAUGAGGGUUCACUCAGGAGAAAAACCAUUUAGUUGCUCAGUUUGUAGCAAAAGCUUCAAACUGAAGGACACUUUGAUCAGACACUCCAGGAUACACACUGGGGAGAAACCAUUCAGUUGCUCGGUUUGUGGGAAAGGAUUCUCUGUCAGGGGAAAUUUUAUCACCCACACAAGAACGCACACUGGAGAAAAACCAUAUGCCUGCUCAUUCUGCAACACAGGUUUCCGUGCUCGCCCGGCAUUGGUUAAACACUUGAGAACGCACACUGGGGAGAAACCUUUUAGCUGUACAGUCUGUGGCGAAAGAUUCUCUCAAAAGGAAACGUUGAAUAGACAUUUAAGAACGCACUCUGGGGAGAAACCGUUUACCUGCAUAGUAUGUGGUAAAACAUUUUCUAUAAAAGGACAAUUGAUUGCACACACAAGGACACACACAGGAGAGAAACCUUACACCUGCACAGUCUGCGGUAAAACAUUUUCUCUUAAGGGAAACUUAAUAAGACACACAAGAACGCACACUGGGGAGAAACCCUUUUCCUGCCCAAUCUGUAACAAACGUUUUAGUGAUAGCUCGGGAUUGCUUAUUCACAGGCGAACGCAUACAGGAGAGAAACCCUUUUCCUGCACAGUCUGUGGUCAACGAUUUUCUAUAAAGGGACACUUGAUAACACACACGAGAACGCACACCGGAGAGAAACCAUUUUCCUGCUUGGUGUGCAACAUGGGUUUUAGUUCUCACUCAGGACUGGCUCAACACAUGAACAAACACAACUGAAAUGAUUUUAGCUUUGACUCAGGAUAGUUGUAACCGUUUCUUACACACACACCAGUCCCUGAAAGUGCUCUUAAGUUGGGGUUUCUAACAGCAAAGGUGGGUUCAUGGACAUUAACACAGGUGUGCAUGCCUUUUGGAGAUGACCUGAUCGCUCAGAUGGUGGUGGUUGCUAUUGAACAGCCACAGCUACAUUGUAUUCUACACUGAAUCCUGAUGCAAUAAUUUCAUUGGAAGGUGGAAACUGUAUGUGGUUGUAGUCUAAAGCAACCGAGUUACUAUUCUACUUCCUUUCUGGAGUCAGCAGCCCGAAUGGACUUCGCACUAAACGCGUAGCAAGAGCAAAAAGUUUCUGUUGAGUGUGUGUGAAACUGAUAAUCAACCUGUACAAACCUCCAGUAUGUCCCUGAUAGUACUGCAUUUACUUUUGCCUUCAUGGCAUAGCGUUGUUUUAGCAUGUAGUACAUUUCCUAUUGUGUCGUCCCGCGCAGGGCAAAUGCAGCCGCAAUGCUUCACGGGUUUGAGUAAAGGCGGUCGCCUGCACUCCUUCCCGAACUGUGAAUAGUUGCAUAUGUUAUAAUAUGGAAUAUUUCAUGUUGUUGUGCUUAAAGUACAGUCUUCAUGGUUACACCGUGUCUGUUCAAAGACAUCCCUGUCAUUUGCGUUGGUUUGGGGUCUCAA
Messenger RNA from Dunckerocampus dactyliophorus (ringed pipefish), 2538 nucleotides. Its product is annotated as zinc finger protein 501-like. The record is from RefSeq and is a predicted model, not a curated record. Gene Ontology annotation, cellular component: nucleus. The coding region runs from base 436 to 1860 and encodes 474 amino acids. The transcript is spliced from 2 exons. Lineage: Eukaryota; Metazoa; Chordata; Actinopteri; Syngnathiformes; Syngnathidae.